CAGGUCUGGUGCUCUUCGUCGCUGUCACGGCCGUAUGCGGCACCCAGGAGGGCCUUCCCGUGGACGGCCAGGGACAGCAAGUGAGCCAGUGGGUCCCGACCUGGAGCUCGCCCUGGAGCCCCCUGACGCCGGACGCCGAGUUUACGCCCGCGGCCUCCACGGGCUCCGCAGCGGCGUCGGGCCCCGGGCCACCUGACCAGCUGGACCUGGACCUGCUGCAGCGCGACCUGCAGCGGGACCUGCAGCGCGACCUCCAGGACGGCGCCGUCGUGUCCAGCCGGCGGGGGUCGCGGCGGACGGGUGCCUCGCGCCGCAGCCGCCUGCAGGCCGCGGGCGUCGCGGUGGGCGGCGGCGGCCCCGGCGGCCGGGCGCUCGCCGUCGGCCGCGACUACAUGCCGGACGACUCGCUGUGGUCGCCGGGCGCCGCGUCCGCCGCCGAACCCCCGCCGCCGCCACCGCCGUCGCCCGCCCGCGGCGAGGGGCGCAGCAUCGGCGGCGGCGUGGCGCAACAGAGCGUCCAGGACGCCGUCGGCCAGGGGCGCAUCAUGGGUGGAGGCGCGGCGCACCAGAGCCUCCAGGACGCCGUCGGCCAGGAGCACACCAUUGAUGGUGGCGUGACGCACCAGAGCAUCGAGAACGCCGCCGGCCAGGGGCGCAUCAUCGUCGGCGGCGGCGUGACCCACCAGAGCCUCGAGGACGCCACCGGCGCAGCGGCCGCCCCCGAGGUAGUGGUCGUCGUGCACGAGAAGGACACGCUGCCAGACAAGUCGCACAAGCCGCGGCCGCAGCGGCAGGCCGCGCUGCAGUCCUGGUGGGACGCGGUGGCGGGCGCGGCGGGCGGCGGCGGCGGAGGGGACGCCUUCCCGCAGUCGCGCAGCCCCGAGGGUCUGCCGCGCGCCGAGGCCGGGCGCGACCUGUUCGGCCCCGACCGGCGCCAGACCCUGGCCACCAUCUCGGAGACCCUGGGCGCCAUCAACACCGUGGGCCGCUACCUCGUCAACUACACCCGGGGCAACAGCAGCGGCGGCGGCGGUGGCGGUGGCGGCGGCGGCGGCCUCGGGGGCGGCGGUGGCCUCGGGCUGGCCACCACCCUGCUGGGCACCCCGACGGUGCUAUCGGACGGCACGGAGAACACGGACCAACGGCGCCCCGGUCGCUCCGAGGACCUCCCCACGGCCAUCUACACCAUCAGCAAGAACGUGCUGGGCCGGAACGUGACGGACCAGUUCGCGCCGCUGGUGCGCGUGGUGGGCGCGCCGCUGGUCACCAUGACGACGGGCAAGGUGGUGACGGCGGACCGGCCGCCGCCGACCAUCCUCCGGCCCGUGUCCGCGUCCACGCAGCUGGCGCCCGUCACGUCGGCGCCCGCGCCGGCCGCGCCCGCCGCCCCGGCCGCGGAGGACGGACGCGAGCCCCCCGGCGGCGUGCGCCCUUGCACCACCCCGGACGGCGGCACGGGCGUCUGCGACGACCUCAGCACCUGCCCGCAGCUGCUGCUCGACCUCGCCAACCUGCGCCAGUCCAUCUGCUUCAAGAGCCUCUUCGUGCCCGGCGUAUGCUGCCCCGCCGGCCGCCCGCAGGACGUCACAAGUAGUGUGUUGUUGUGUUGCGCAGACUGCGGCCAGCCCGAGGUGCCCAAGUUCCGCGUGGUGGGCGGCGACGAGGCGCUGCCCGGCCGCUGGCCCUGGAUGGCGGCCAUCUUCCUGCACGGCCCGCGACGCACCGAGUUCUGGUGCGGGGGCUCCCUCAUCAGCAGCCGGCACGUGCUCACCGCCGCGCACUGCACCCGCGACACGCGCCAGCGACCGUUCAGCGCGCGCCAGUUCACCGUGCGGCUGGGCGACGUCGACCUGAAGCGCGAGGACGAGCCCAGCAGCCCUGUGACGCACCAGGUGGUGGAGGUGCGCGCGCACCCGCAGUUCUCGCGCGUCGGCUUCUACAACGACAUCGCCGUGCUCGUGCUCGACCGGCCCGCCCGCCGCUCCAAGUACGUCGUGCCGCUGUGCCUGCCAUCGGCCCGGAUGCGCUCCGACACCUUCGCCGGCGCCCGUCCCACCGUCGUCGGCUGGGGCACCACCUACUACGGCGGCAAGGAGAGCACGGUGCAGCGGCAGGCCGAGCUGCCCGUCUGGCGCAACGAGGACUGCAACCGCGCCUACUUCCAGCCCAUCACCGAGAACUUCAUCUGCGCCGGCUACUCGGAGGGUGGCAAGGAUGCGUGCCAGGGUGACUCGGGCGGGCCGCUUAUGCUCAAGAGGGAGGGCCACUGGUACCAGGUGGGCAUCGUGUCGUUCGGCAACAAGUGCGGCGAGCCCGGAUACCCCGGCGUGUACACUAGGGUGACGCAGUACCACGACUGGAUCCGGGAAAACACCCUCAACUAGUCUCCGCCCUAGGUGCUUUUUUUGCGUAAUUUAUUUCUCUUUUUUCUCGUUGUUGUAUCGUAUGUGUGAUGCAAUUUAAUUUAUGAAAGGAUCCCGCUCGUUUAUUCUAUUUUACUUUUUGUUUGUAAAAUUGAAUAUUGAUGAUUGAGAGAGCGACUUCUUUGUAUCCAGUGAUAACGUGACUGACUGUUUAGUUUUGUUGAGUCCAAAAGUGGGAUUCGCACAAGUCUGGUGAUCAGACGAGAGCCUGCGUUGGCCGUCCAGAGUCUUCCCCUCACGCGCCAAACUCGAAAAAAAUACCUUCUUGCCCUGUAAGACUCUAAAACUAUUGUUAUUUAUUGAACAAUUUUAAAAGUGAUUUAAUCGUCAUUCCUAUUGUAGGCAUUAUAUGCCAACCUCUUUGUACAUCGUGUUAGAAUAAAUGAUUAUUUUUGAAUUA
Molecule: messenger RNA, 2823 nt
Organism: Frankliniella occidentalis (western flower thrips)
Lineage: Eukaryota; Metazoa; Arthropoda; Insecta; Thysanoptera; Thripidae
Exons: 7
Coding region: 393-2384 (663 amino acids)
Biological process (GO): proteolysis
Molecular function (GO): serine-type endopeptidase activity
Source: RefSeq, a predicted model, not a curated record